UAUAAAACUGAUGAUUUUUGAUUUGCGAAUAUAAAUAGUAAUUGUAUAAAUCACAUGAUGGGAAUUUUCACGUAGACGCAGUCUUUAAUAUUCUUGAGAUUUCGAUCAAUUUAAUAAAAACAUAGUUAUAGCUCGAGAUGACAGAUUACACCGAUUUCGACAACGACGAUGAAUUUUUAUAUGGUGGGAUCGACGAGCAAACUGUUGAACCACAAACAGCAAUAGAGGACGACGACUUCUUUGAUAUGUAUGGUGGCGGGACGAAUCAUGAUAUCAGCAAUGCCAAUGAAGCCUCUAAAGAUAUAAAACAUGUAGAAGUAGACUCAAUAAGACCGGGGCAGGACCAUGAUAUUUACUACCCUCCGAUAAUUGAAGACUUUGAAGAAAAUUAUAACAUCCAUGAUGAUCAAAAAACUCAGAGUACAUACGAUGUUCAUGAUAAACAAGAUGUCCAUAAUACACAAAAUAUUCCCGAUAUUGAAAGCACGCAAGCUAGUCAGGAUAUUCAAGAAAUGCAAGUUAACCAAAAUAGCCAGAGCGAUAAGAAUAACCAGAAUAACCAGAAUAACCAGGAUGACCAGGAUGACCAGGAUAAUCAUGACAUCCAGGAAGAUCAAGAUAUAGAUCCAUUAGAGUUGUCAGCAGAAAAUGGAAAUUUAGUGGAUUCAUCAGAAGAACAAGAGCAAAUAGUUAAAGAGAAGAUGGAGGAGGAUGAAGAAGAAGAGGAGGAGGAGGAGGAGGAAGAUAGUGAUGAAUCUGUAAUUACAAUUUAUAAUGCACAUUUUUAUAUAUUAUGAACUAAGUUUAAUAAGUUUAAUUUUUUGUAAAGGAUGAUAUUGAAAUUAUAAUGGAUGCUCCGCCGAAACCGACAGACAACGCUGCAAGAAAUUCUCUUAUUAUAA
Messenger RNA from Rhizophagus irregularis DAOM 181602=DAOM 197198, 902 nucleotides. The record is from RefSeq and is a predicted model, not a curated record. NCBI's taxonomy places the organism in Eukaryota, Fungi, Glomeromycota, Glomeromycetes, Glomerales, Glomeraceae.